GUCAACUCCAACCGCCCCUUUCAGAACCAGCUCUGGACAGCGCCUUCCCCGCCCACCCCCUUUUCCCGUUCAGUGUCUCCCGUUGGCUGGAGUACAGCGGCUAGCUGGAGCUCUGAUUGGCCCAGAUGCCUGCCACUCAGAACUGUGGGGUUGUUUUGAGAGCUCGAAGCGGCGGGUAGCGGAGCGGGCUUCCCGUGAACCAAGGCAGGCGAGCGCGGCUGGCAGCCUCCUCCGCGCCCAGCUCCAGAGCCCGGCACCGCUGCACGGGGGGGACCUGCCCAGCGCCAGAGGAGGAGGGAGCCGCCUCACCCCCCCCGCCCCCGCGACCCCGGUCCUCCUCCUCCUCCUCACCCCACUGGAUACAGCGAGGCAGAGGGAGACACUGCGGCGGAGGCUCCUGCCGGGGGACAGAAGCGCCCGGAGAGAGGCGGCGCAGGCUGCGGGAAGCUCUGCCUGGCGCCCACCCAGCCCGAGGGAAGCCCCCAGGAUGCGGCUGAGACCCAGCGCCCUUCUGCGCUUCUACAGCCUCUGCGGGCUCCUCAUACAAGCGGCUGCUACCAAGAACAAAGUUAAAGGCAGCCAAGGGCAAUUUCCACUCACACAGAAUGUUACAGUUGUUGAAGGGGGAACAGCAAAUUUGACCUGCAGGGUUGAUCAAAAUGAUAACACCUCCCUCCAGUGGUCAAAUCCAGCUCAACAGACUCUGUACUUUGAUGACAAGAAAGCCCUGAGGGACAACAGGAUUGAGCUGGUUCGAGCUUCAUGGCAUGAACUGAGCAUCAGCGUCAGUGAUGUGUCUCUGUCAGAUGAAGGGCAAUACACCUGUUCUUUAUUUACUAUGCCUGUCAAAACUUCCAAGGCUUUUCUCACUGUUCUGGGUGUUCCUGAGAAGCCACAAAUUAGUGGAUUUAGUUCACCAGUUAUGGAGGGAGAGAAGAUGCAGCUAACCUGCAAGACCUCUGGUAGCAAACCAGCAGCUGAUAUCAGAUGGUUCAAGAAUGACAAAGAGAUUAAAGAUGUCAAAUAUUUAAAAGAAGAGGAUGGAAAUCGCAGGACAUUCACAGUUAGCAGCACAUUGGAUUUCCGAGCGGAUCGGAGUGAUGAUGGUGCUGUUGUAAGUUGCAGAGUAGACCAUGAAUCCUUAAACUCCACACCUCAGAUAGCAAGGCAGGUUCUAGAAAUACACUAUACACCUUCAGUUAAAAUCAUAUCUUCCAGUUCAUGGCCAGAAGAAGGACAAUCUAUAGUUUUGACUUGUGAAUCCAAAGGUAAACCACUGCCGGAACCAGUAUUGUGGACAAAGGAUGGCGGAGAACUACCAGAUCCAGAGAGAAUGGUUGUCAAUGGUAGGGACCUAAGAAUUAGUUUCCUAAACAAAACGGACAAUGGUACAUAUCGAUGUGAAGCAACAAACCCUAUUGGCCAAAACAGCACAGAGUAUGUCCUGAUUGUACAUGAUGUUUCCAACACUUUGCUUCCCACCACUGUCAUCCCCUCACUUACCACUGCAACAGUCACAACCACUGUAGCCUUAACAACCAGCACAGCCACAUCGGCAACAGCCAUCAGCACCAGAGACCCAAAUGCUUUGGCUGGACAGACUGGACCUGACCAUGCUCUCAUAGGAGGAAUAGUGGCUGUAGUUGUCUUUGUCACAUUAUGUUCUAUAAUUCUGCUUGGACGAUAUCUGGCAAGACAUAAAGGAACAUAUUUAACAAAUGAAGCUAAAGGAGCUGAAGAUGCACCUGAUGCUGACACAGCCAUUAUCAAUGCAGAAGGCAGCCAAGUCAAUGCAGAGGAGAAAAAGGAGUAUUUCAUUUAGAUGCAGACCUAGAUUCUCUGAGUUUUACUUAUCAGGCUGACUGCUGGAGAAAACUGGCUAUCAUCUUUCAGAAUUCAUUUCUGCCAUCUUCUGCAAACUUUAUUAACUUACAUACUGCUAUAAAUAGUCAGUUUAUGCCAACAAUCAGUUGUUGACAGCAUCAUUCUUUCUUUACAGUACCAUCCACAAUGCAGGACAUUUCUUAUUGCCUAAAAUUCAUUUCCAUUGCUCUCUUAACAUACAGUGCUUGAAUAUACAGCCUUAACAAUGUUAAUCUUCAUCUUAAAUCAUGCUAUUGAGUUUUCUACAUUUUUAAAUGUUAUAUAGCUUUCUUCUUUUCCAGUUUUCUUUUAUCAUGGUCCCUAUCAGUAUGUCAUUGGAUGAUUUUCAUAACAAAUACUAUUCGAUAAGGACAUAAUGUACUUACAUAAAACAUUAAAUCUAAGAUUAGAGGUUUACAAAGAAUGUUUUAUACAUGUCUAUAAUUCAAAGGCAACCUGUUUUUGAAACAUAUGCCCUAGGAACCACAAACUGAAAAUAUUAUAAUAUAGUUUCUUGUAUGCUUGGAUUUGGUGGAAAAGGAGUAUCAAUACAUUGUUAAAAAUGGUACCUUGAUACUAAUUCCAUGCUUGGGUGGUAAUUACAUCAUACUGUAUUAUCUAUACAGAUUCUGUAGAGUUAGAUAAUUGUAGCUUCAUUCUGAAACAAAUUUAUUCAGCCCUUUUACUGCUUUUUGGGAUCACAAGAUUAGAUAUGUUUCUGUAAUUUUGGUUUUAAUAAUUUAUUUGCUUCAUAUGGAUUCACCUGCCUAUUCAGAUUUGUAGUGUUCAUGGGGCACAAUUGCAAAGCAUUUUCCUAUCUGUAUAUAGUGCAUAUAAUAAAUCCAAUUAAACAUUAUUUGAUACAUAUUUAACUUUUUUGGCUAUAGCUAAGUCAGUCACAAGUAAGCAUUUUCUAAUGUCCAUUAUAUCCCUUUAGAUAUGACUUAAAUCAAUAUUCUGAAUAGAUAACAUGUAUUAGUAUUUUUGUCUGUAUGUCCUAGCACUGUUCAGCAGCAAACUUUUCUAGUUCUUGUUAAUUUUUCUUUGUUAUACAAUGGAAGCACAAUGUUAUAUGGAAAGGUAGUUUUAAGCUAACAACCAGUGCACAGCCUCAGGUUUUGAAUUACAACCACAUUUGAUUAAUAUCCUUAACAAAUACUGUUAUGUUGCUAAAUUCUCAAUUUUUAAUUUGGCAGUUCCACAGCUGCUUAUCUAUGUUGGGUUGCCAAAAAAAAAAAAAGAAAAAAGAAAAAAAAAAGAGUUAAAUGAUAUAUGUUUUGUGUAUACGGUAAAUGGACUAAUUCUUUAUAUUAAAUUCCUGUCUAUGCAUUUUGUGGGGUACAAACUUAUGUCACAGUGAAUGAUAGAGAAUUUCUGCCAAUGCUUUUAGCUCUAUGGUGAAAGUCUCUCUUAAAGUCUCAUGUUCUUAAAUAUGACAACAAAACACUAUAAGCCCAAUGGCUUAUUUCCUCUUCCACUGAAAUAAAAAUGGUGCCAGAUCAACUCUUGGUAGUGAUUCCAUGCUGGAGAAUGAAAAUCUGUAUUGUUGGGAGUUGAUCUCCCUCUCCCAAGUGUUGCACCUUUGAAAAAUAAUAUUUCUAUAUGGUUGCUAUACUUGUGAAGUCUAAACGCAUGAUGGCUUAUUGUAAAGGAUUAUCUCUUGGGAUUUAUUUUUUGUGGGGGCGGGGGAGGGAGAAUCUGAACACAUCAUCAUGUAUUAAGAUAAAAUGGAAGACAAAGGUGCUGUGUCAGAUUAUUUAUCAGAAGAGUAUAAGCCUUUUAAGGAGAAUAUUAUAGUAUUUUUUUUGUUUUCUUUCUUUCUUUCUUUUUGUUGAAACAUUUCUCUUGUUAAUUUCUAAGAAAAAGAGGGUGAUGUUGAUCAAGCAGCACUUUUUCAAAAUAUACAGAACAUAAAUAAUAUGAUGUGGUUGAGUGUUAACAUAAUAAAUCAUAUACAGUAUGACAUUUUAAAGAAAUAAGUCUGCAUUGAUGUGAUUGCAUGCUUGUUUUUACAGUUCACGCCAUACCAUCUGUGAAAAAAAUGCAAUAAUAUGUUAAUAUAGUAUGGUAGUUUGAGAGAACCAGGUAGGUGCUACUAGAUACAUUGAAACUAGUAUAGGUUUUCAAGAUAUUCAUGUCUUUCAAAGCAUACACUUUUAAAAGGUUGACAAAGGAAAUCAUUUAGUUUAGUACCAGAACAGAAAGGUUCUUGUCACAACAGUAAGUUGCAUUAACAGCAUUACAGUACUGUAUAUCUCAGUCUGAUUAGGGAGCCAACAAAUCACUUAAGCAUGUGAGAAGUUCCACCUAAUUCAAUGGAACUACUCAUAUGCUUAAAAAGUAAGGUUUUUGCUGGAUCAGGGUUUUAUUCACUGAAGUGGAACUGUUCAUCAAUGCUGCUUUUACAUCUUUAUACAUUCUAUCUAAACUGCACUUUGCUUGAAUUGUAGAGUUGUUGCUUAAAUCAUUACUUACCAUAAUGUCAAGUGAGACCUUCAAAUGUUAGAGCAUCUUUAGAUUUAACCACUCAAAGCCAAUUUCAGUGUAGUGUAAAACCAGCAUUGAAACAUUGCAAAACCAGAAAUAAAUUGGACUGUUAAAUUACAUUGGUUGGUUUUUAGUUAAAACUCUUAAUGUGUGCUCAUUUUCAAUAGAUUUCUGAUUUUCCACUGUCUUGCAUCUUGUGAUUUCAUUUACAUUUGUGCAAAGUGGGUGUAAAAACACUGUAACCAGUAUAAAUGAAUUGAGAAUUCUGAUUGGGUAGUUCUUUACAGCCAUCUACAUCCACAUGUUCAAAUGACUUCACUGGGUGUAAGGUAAUAAAUACAGUGCCAGGCCCUUUGUAAGCAACAUCAUGGCUCACUUAGAAGUAUAGUAUUCAAUAGGUAAAAACACAUUGUCUGUCUCCUUUAUACAAAAAGAUCCCAUUCAGAAAUACUGAGUCCAUUACAGUCUCAAGAAAUCUGAUAAACGUGUAAAAUGAAAGCUCCGAAUGGGAACCAUGUUAGUUAGAAUGUUAGUAUAACAUCCACACCUACAAAUACAUGCAAUGUAAUUUACUCAAGACAAGGUAGCUAAUUACUGCCAGUUUACAAUGUCCAUUGAUUAUUUUUAACUUUCAAAUGUAGAACAAUGUUAUUUUUUUGAUGCUUUGAUAACAUAAUAAUUAAACAGGCAUGUGGCAUCACAGGCAAAUGGGUGCAUCUUUCCAUUCUGUUUAGUGUCAUCAGAGAAUCCAAGAAGCAGUUUAAGGAACCUGAUAUUUAAGUUGAGGCUAAGAAUUUAAUCUGGAACACUUAAAAAUGUCUUCACAUUUCUUGCACUGAGACUUCCUCUAUAAAGAAUACAUGAAGAAAACAAACUUUUCUAAAUAAUACAUGGAAGUUAAUGUGUAUUUUCAUUAUGGCAUAAUAUAUAUAACUAUCUCAAUGAAGAGAAAGGACAGGAUCAUCUGUAAUUAUGUAAUUCAACUGAUUGUAAACAGCACUGAAGUUACCAUGUACGCACAUGUACAGUAGCUAUUUUGUCAGUUACAGUGUGGUUACAUGUACUUCCAUGUAACACAGCAGUUAUAGUGUAAUUUAGUGCCACUUAUUGUAAAGUGUUACCAAAAGGAAAAUGGAACUCUUACCUUUACUAAUCUGUUCAAACUAAUGGUAAAUAUAUUAAAUUAACACCAUGAAUCUGACAUUCCAUUUCUUUAAUAAGGAGGUGAUGUAAAACUUCAUGUUCACCCCACAGCUUUCCCCACCACCUAACUAGAUUACUACAAGUGUCCAAUCUCCUCACUCUUAGGAAAUGGUAAUCUGUGAUGAACAUACCAAAAAAACAAACAAACAAAAAAUCAGCUACUUCAAUUGAAUCAGCUGCUAACAGAAACAACUGAGUAAUGCUUUUUAUUAAGUGGCACAAAGUACACACUAAAAACUAUGCAAAAAUAUAGGUAACUACAGUGUACUUACAUGUAAGUAUCUUGUACUUUCUGUGUAUGGAUAUUGGAAACCCAUGUAAUUAUAAUAUGCAUUUUGAUUAUUUUAAAAGAGGGGAAGAAAAACCCUAGCAGUGAAAAUAAUUAACUUUAAAGUACACACGUGCAAUAGUCAUGCUUAAUGCAAUAUGCUUAAUUCCUCUACUUGCAAUGAUAUUUAAUUUAUAAUAACGCAUCUCUGUCCUCCUACCCCACUAGCUCUGUCUCCCCUCUAGUACUAUUUAGGUCCUAUUAGACUCCAUUGAAACACUUUUAGGACAAAGUAAGAAUUCAACUCUGCUAAUGGCUUCAUUACCAGCAUACUGCAAGUUUGGCAACCCUGCUCAGUAAUAUCUUUUUGCCUCAACAGAACAAUGUUUUUCUUUUUUCCUUCUUGGGGGAGUCUAGCAAGCUAAGAUACUGAAAUGUAUUGCCGUAUGCCCUGUUUUUUUUUUUUAGCUUGAACAGCAGAGAGAAAGAAAUGGAGAACUGCAUUAUCUUGACCUCUAUUUUGUUGAACCACCUCACCUGGAAUUUUCACUAUUUCAUUCACAAUACAGUACUGUCAGGCAAUCUUACAUUGUGAGUACAAACUGCUUCUGUCAAAGUACAGACGAAGCCUUUAGUGAUAAAGUUAACUUUUUCUAAACAUGAAAUUUUAUCACUGACCUUUUUCUUCUUGUUAUUUUCUGUCAUAC
Mauremys reevesii (Reeves's turtle) is the source of this 6528-nucleotide messenger RNA. It is a transcript of the gene CADM2, whose product is annotated as cell adhesion molecule 2. The record is from RefSeq and is a predicted model, not a curated record. The transcript has 12 exons. NCBI's taxonomy places the organism in Eukaryota, Metazoa, Chordata, Testudines, Geoemydidae. Bases 488 to 1822 code for a protein of 444 amino acids.